CCCUCGAAGGCAGCCCCCUCUGGUGCGCCCGCCGGCAGCCGAGGCUGCUCCUGCUCCGAGCACGAACCGGUAACGGGGAUUUUCUCCGAAUUCGGGAUGCAACAGUCCACGGACUUUUCCACGGCGCAAAGUUGAGGGAGAGGGCGGACGCGAGCGCGACGCAGGAGGGAGACGUUCCCGCACAUUUGGAGCCGCAACUUUCCUCGGUGGCUUUGCACGGUGUCGUCCCCCCCCACCCCCCCGCGCGCCCCGCACCCCAGUCAACCCCACCGGGAGCCGGAGCGCGCGAUCCCACCCCGCGGCGUGCGGCCCUGGGAGGAAAAGGACGAGGAGGAGGAGGAGGAGGAGCGGCCGUGAGGGGCUGAAGCGGCCGAUGCCGGGAGCCCCCGAGGCAGCCCCGCGGCGGGUGCAGACGCGGAGCGGCCCCGGGAGGAUGAGGCGGGGACCCGGGCCGAGCCCGCUGCCUCUCGGGCUCGGCAGGAAUUAGAAGCGCUGAGGAUGGAGCGUCGCCCACUCGGCGCCCGGCCCGGGCUCUGGACCAGGGACACCAGCUGGGCGCUCCUCUAUUUCCUCUGCCACCUCGUCCCCCGCACCGCCCCGCAAGUACUCAGGAUCGGAGGGAUAUUUGAAACUGUGGAGAAUGAACCUGUUAAUGUGGAAGAAUUAGCAUUCAAGUUUGCAGUCACCAGCAUUAACAGAAAUCGAACUCUGAUGCCUAACAUCACAUUAACCUAUGACAUCCAGAAAAUUAACCUUUUUGAUAGUUUUGAAGCCUCCCGGAAAGCGUGUGACCAGCUGGCUCUUGGGGUGGCUGCUCUCUUCGGCCCCUCCCACAGUUCCUCUGUCAGUGCUGUGCAGUCCAUUUGCAAUGCUCUGGAAGUUCCACACAUACAGACCCGCUGGAAACACCCCUCGGUGGACAAUAAAGACUUCUUUUACAUCAACCUCUAUCCGGAUUAUGCGGCUAUCAGCAGGGCUGUUCUGGAUCUGGUGCUUUAUUACAAGUGGAAAACAGUGACGGUGGUGUAUGAAGACAGCACAGGUCUAAUUCGUCUGCAAGAGCUCAUCAAAGCUCCCUCCAGAUAUAACAUUAAAAUAAAAAUCCGCCAGCUGCCCUCUGGGAAUAAAGAUGCCAAGUCUUUACUCAAGGAGAUGAAGAAGGGCAAGGAGUUCUACGUGAUAUUUGACUGUUCACAUGAAACGGCCGCUGAAAUCCUUAAGCAGAUUCUGUUCAUGGGCAUGAUGACUGAAUACUAUCACUACUUUUUCACAACCCUGGACUUAUUUGCUUUAGAUCUGGAACUCUAUAGGUACAGUGGUGUAAAUAUGACCGGGUUUCGGCUCGUCAACACUGAGAACCCUCACGUGUCAUCCAUCAUUGAGAAGUGGUCCAUGGAGAGAUUGCAAGCCUCUCCCAGGCCCGAGACCGGCCUUUUGGAUGGCGUGAUGACAACAGAAGCCGCUCUGAUGUACGAUGCUGUCUAUAUGGUGGCCAUCGCAUCUCAUCAUGCUUCCCAGCUGACCGUUAGCUCCCUGCAGUGCCAUCGACACCACCCUUGGCUCCUGGGACGCAGUUUCAUGAAGCUGAUCAAAGAGACUCGGUGGGAUGGCUUGACUGGGCGUAUCACCUUCAAUAAAACUGAUGGCUUGAGGAAGGAUUUUGAUCUGGAUAUUAUUAGUCUCAAAGAGGAAGGAACUGAAAAGGCUGCUGGCGAAGUGUCUAAACGCUUAUAUAAAGUGUGGAAGAAGAUUGGGAUUUGGAACUCCAACAGUGGGCUGAACAUGACAGAUGGCAGCAACGACAGGUCCAGCAAUAUCACCGACUCCUUGGCCAACCGAACGCUCAUAGUCACCACCAUUCUGGAAGAGCCUUAUGUGAUGUACAGGAAAUCUGAUAAGCCCCUAUAUGGGAAUGACAGAUUUGAAGGAUAUUGUUUGGAUCUGCUGAAGGAAUUGUCAAGUAUCCUGGGUUUCCUUUAUGAUGUUAAACUUGUCCCAGAUGGCAAAUAUGGAGCUCAGAAUGACAAAGGAGAGUGGAAUGGAAUGGUCAAAGAACUUAUAGAUCACAAGGCUGACCUGGCCGUAGCUCCCCUUACCAUCACCUAUGUACGGGAGAAGGUCAUCGACUUCUCUAAGCCCUUUAUGACACUGGGCAUCAGUAUUCUCUACCGGAAGCCCAAUGGUACCAACCCAGGCGUGUUCUCCUUCCUCAACCCCCUGUCUCCUGACAUUUGGAUGUAUGUGCUCUUAGCGUGCUUGGGAGUCAGUUGUGUUCUCUUUGUGAUUGCAAGGUUUACACCCUACGAGUGGUAUAACCCCCACCCGUGCAACCCUGACUCGGAUGUGGUGGAAAACAAUUUUACUUUGCUAAAUAGUUUCUGGUUUGGAGUUGGCGCUCUCAUGCAGCAAGGAUCAGAGCUGAUGCCAAAAGCUCUCUCAACCAGAAUAGUUGGAGGGAUAUGGUGGUUUUUCACCCUAAUCAUCAUUUCAUCCUACACUGCCAACCUUGCUGCCUUCUUAACAGUGGAGAGAAUGGAAUCCCCUAUAGAUUCAGCUGAUGAUCUGGCAAAGCAAACCAAGAUAGAAUAUGGAGCAGUCAGAGAUGGAUCCACGAUGACCUUCUUUAAGAAAUCAAAAAUAUCCACCUAUGAGAAGAUGUGGGCCUUCAUGAGCAGCAGGGAGCAGACUGUUCUGGUCCAAAACAAUGAAGAGGCGAUCCAGAGAGUGCUCACCACCGACUAUGCCCUACUGAUGGAGUCCACCAGCAUCGAGUACGUGACCCAGAGAAACUGCAACCUCACUCAGAUUGGGGGCCUCAUUGACUCCAAAGGUUAUGGCGUGGGAACACCUAUCGGUUCUCCUUACCGGGAUAAAAUCACUAUUGCUAUUCUUCAAUUACAAGAAGAAGGAAAACUUCAUAUGAUGAAAGAAAAGUGGUGGCGAGGGAAUGGCUGCCCCGAGGAAGACAGCAAAGAGGCCAGUGCUCUAGGAGUCGAAAAUAUUGGGGGCAUCUUCAUCGUUCUGGCUGCUGGACUGGUCCUUUCUGUUUUUGUAGCCAUUGGUGAAUUUAUAUACAAAUCACGAAAGAGUAAUGAUACCGACCAGAAAGGAAAUUCAUCAAGAAUUAGAUUUUAUUUUAGGAACAAAGUAAGGUUUCAUGGGAGAAAAAAGCAAAGCCUUGGUGUAGAGAAGUGUCUCUCUUUCAAUGCCAUCAUGGAAGAACUGGGAAUCUCACUCAAAAAUCAGAAAAAGUUAAAGAAAAAAUCAAGAACUAAGGGGAAAUCUUCCUUUACAAGUAUCCUUACUUGUCAUCAGAGACGAACUCAGAGAAAAGAGACAGUGGCAUGAGCCAAGAAAUAUGGUCAGAAGCUUCACGGAAGAACAAGCAUAUGCCUCCAUCAGAAUUUUGGGGAAAGGAUUUCUGAGGAGUGUGCAAUGUAUUUCCAUAUGUCUCUAUACAUAAUGCUGCUUAUGUAUACAGAAAAAAGAAAUACAAAAGGUUCAGAGCUCAUAUAAACAACUAUUACUUGCCAAGUGGCACCAGUUCGUUGGAAAUGAAUUUGUAUGCUCACUUAUUUUGCCUUUUCACUUUCCCCCCCCCAAUAAAUUGCUGUGUGUGCUUUCUUAAAUAAUAAAAAAACAGGGUUUUCUUUUCCAUA
Messenger RNA from Sorex araneus (European shrew), 3659 nucleotides. It is a transcript of the gene GRIK1, whose product is annotated as glutamate ionotropic receptor kainate type subunit 1. The record is from RefSeq and is a predicted model, not a curated record. Gene Ontology annotation, biological process: monoatomic ion transport; synaptic transmission, glutamatergic; modulation of chemical synaptic transmission. Gene Ontology annotation, cellular component: kainate selective glutamate receptor complex; plasma membrane; postsynaptic membrane. NCBI's taxonomy places the organism in Eukaryota, Metazoa, Chordata, Mammalia, Eulipotyphla, Soricidae. The transcript is spliced from 19 exons. Bases 499 to 3348 code for a protein of 949 amino acids. Gene Ontology annotation, molecular function: transmitter-gated monoatomic ion channel activity involved in regulation of postsynaptic membrane potential; kainate selective glutamate receptor activity.